Molecule: messenger RNA, 1359 nt
Organism: Lathyrus oleraceus (garden pea)
Lineage: Eukaryota; Viridiplantae; Streptophyta; Magnoliopsida; Fabales; Fabaceae
Exons: 1
Coding region: 1-1359 (452 amino acids)
Source: RefSeq, a predicted model, not a curated record
AUGCAACAGGUUCCUGGUUAUCUGCCUCCGGUUUAUCCUCCUCCGAAUUAUCAACAAGCAUCCAACGCUCAGGCGAGUCAACAACCGAGGAACCAGACACCUCGCCAGAAUGCUCCAAGGAGACUAUACAAGACUUGUCCACCGAUUCCGAUGACGUUCACCGAGUUGUAUCCUUACUUAGUGCAACGCGGUUUGGUCACUACUCGAGCUUUGGGACCGCCUCCAAAUCCUUUGCCAGCCAACUACAACGCCGCCGCUCAUUGUUUAUUUCAUGAGGGUGCGCCAGGUCACGACUUGGAGAACUGUUAUGCUUUGAAAAACCUUGUGAGGGAUCUGAUGGAAAAGAAGAUUCUGUCAUUCAACGAUCCGCCGCCCAAUGUCAAAAGUAACCCUUUGCCUGACCAUGGGGCUGUUAAUGCCAUUGAUGCUUCGUCUGAAGAGAAUUCUAUCCUUGAUGUAGCUCAGAUUAAGACUCCGCUCAAGGCAUUCCAUUCAAAGCUGUUUAAAGCAGGCCUAGUAUCUGUUUCCCAUAUCGGUUGUACGAGCUGUAAGGGAUGUGAUAAGGGUUGCGUUAUGGUUCGGAAAGACGUUCAGAGAUUGAUUGAUGAUGGUUUUUUGCAAGUAGUUAACCAGGCGAAAGAAGUAGCCGCAAUUGAGCCUACCUUCAACUUGCCAGAAUCAAGGGGUAGGAUACCAAUGUUUAAUCUGCCAGCACCAAAUUCUGUCAUGCCAGUGUUCAGUAUACCGACUCCCGUUACUCCAACAGUGGACCAGCCUAAACCGUUGAUUAUCCAAAAACCGAGUCCAUUUCUAUUCAGUGAUCCCAAAGCAGUACCUUGGAAGUAUGAUGUAACUGCGAUUGACAAAGAAUCUGGGAAGGUCAUUCCAAGAGAAGAAGUGAAGGUUGAUGGUGAAAGUGUGACUAACAUAGCUGGGGCAAGCAGGAUGACUCGCAGUGGUCGCAUGUACACUCCCCGUUUUGAUGAGGCUCCACCUAGAGAGACAACUACUAACACUGCUGUGCCUGCCAGAGAUAAAAAUAAAGAGGUUGUUACUAAUGAUGAAGAUGCUGAAUUCUUAAGGAUCAUCAGGAAGAGUGAUUACAAAGUCGUUGAUCAGCUUCAUCAGACCCCUUCGAAGAUCUCUAUCCUGUCUCUGUUAUUGAAUUCACCCGCUCAUAGGGCUGCUUUGCAGAAAGUAUUGACGCAAGCUCAUGUCGCUCAAGAUAUUACUACCGGUCAGUUUGAUAGUGUGAUCGCCAAUAUUACCGCAUGUAAUACUCUUAGCUUCAACAAUGAAGAGCUACCGAAAGAGGGCCCGAAUCACAACCGUGCUUUGCACAUAUCAGCGAAGUGUUAA